Molecule: messenger RNA, 1341 nt
Organism: Colletotrichum graminicola M1.001
Lineage: Eukaryota; Fungi; Ascomycota; Sordariomycetes; Glomerellales; Glomerellaceae
Exons: 3
Coding region: 1-1341 (446 amino acids)
Cellular component (GO): cytoplasm
Molecular function (GO): guanyl-nucleotide exchange factor activity
Source: RefSeq, a predicted model, not a curated record
AUGGUGACGGCACUACCCUCUCGCGCUAAACAGCCUGCGCGACAGCAACCAGACCCCAAACCCAACCCGGCCUCCGGCAAAAACAAGAGAGAAAACCCGUUGCGGCCCAAGAGACCGACGCAGGUACUCGAUGUCGCCGUAUGGGGCAGCGGCGAGAACUGCGAGCUCGGCCUCGGCCCCCGCGUCACCGAGGCCCCCAAGCCCCGCCUCGCGGACAGGUUCCUGUCCGCCGACACCGUCGGCGUCGUGCAGGUCUCGGCGGGCGGCAUGCACUGCGCGGCCUUGACCCGCGACGGCAAGGUCCUGACGUGGGGCGUUAAUGAUGACGGGGCGUUGGGCCGGGUGAGGUUGCCGGAUACGCCCGAAGAAGGCGCCGAGGAUCUAUUGGAUCCCUUUGAGAGCACGCCUGGCCAGGUGCCCCUCGAUGACGAUGUCGAGGUCGUGCAGGUUGCAGCGACCAACAGCGCGUGUUUCGCCUUGACUGCUGAAGGGACGGUCUACGGCUGGGGAAGCUUUGCAGGGGGAGACGGCAACUUUGGCUUCCUCCACGAGAAGCCCCCCAAGACCACAGAGCAACUGCCUGUGCGCAUACCAGGCCUCGAGAAUGUCAUGGAGAUGGCCGGCGGUGCGAACCACAUCCUAGCCCUGACCAACGACGGCAACGUCUUUGCUUGGGGCUCGGGGGAACAGAACGAGCUGGGUAGGCGCGUCUUAGAGCGUCGCCGCUUCGAGACCCUGAUUCCACAACGCGUAGGCCUGCCCAAGAACAAAACGGCCCAGAUCUUUGCGGGCUCGUACCACAGCUUUGCCAUCGAUGUCGACGGCAAGGUCUGGGCUUUCGGGCUGAACAACUUUGGCCAAUGCGGCAUCCCAACCCGAGAGAUUACCGGGUUCACGACCAUCAUAUCGCCAACCAUCGUAAAGAGCUUGAGCGAUUACGAAAUUCGCCAUAUCGCAUGCGGACUUCAUCAUUCUAUUGCUUGCACAAAGAGUGGACAAGUCCUGGUGUGGGGUCGGUGUGACGACGGCCAGAUGAGUAUCAGUCUUGAUGCGGUGGCGAAAGAGCACAUCAUUUUUGACUCCCGGGGACGUCCUAGAGUCCUGAACGUGCCGACCGAGGUGCCGAUACCUGACCGUCAAGCCGUGUUCGUUGCGGCCGGGAUCGACAACUGCUUCGUCGUCGCCAACGAGUUGUAUGCAUGGGGAUUCUCUGCCAGUUACAACACCGGUCUGAAGACCAUUGAGACAGUCAAGUCCCCGACCGCGGUGCCAUGUCGACUGACGGCAACGUUCGUUGAUGCCGGGGGCCAGUUUGGCAUCGCGUGUGGACGCAGCCUAUGA